AUGUCAUCGGCCAGCUGGGAAGAUCUUGCCGCUGAUAAAAGGGCACGUCUAGAGAAGUCCAUCCCAGACGAAUGGAAAAUCAAGGCAGUCCCAACAGAAGGCUCUGUUAUUGAUCUGCCUGAGAAGUCUGGGGUUCUGUCACCUUCUGAAAUAAAGAUUACAAACUCGUCUGCGACAGAACUUGUCGCUCAACUGGCCAAUGGCACGUUGAAGUCCGUGGACGUGACACUGGCAUUCUGUAAAAGAGCUGCACUGGCUCAUCAACUUGUUAAAUGCGCACAUGACUUCUUCCCAGAGUUAGCGUUAGCCCAGGCCAAGGAGCUUGAUACGUAUUUCGAGACGCACAAAAAACCCGUGGGACCAUUGCAUGGGUUACCGAUCUCUUUGAAAGAUCAAUUACGAGUCAAGGGAACUGAAACAUGCAUGGCCUAUAUCUCGUGGCUGGGUAAGCGUGACACCAGCGAUUCGAUAUUGACCGCCCUCUUGAGAAAGGCGGGCGCAGUAUUCCUCGUCAAGACGAGUGUACCGCAAACGUUAAUGGUAUGCGAGACCGUCAAUAAUAUUAUCGGUCGGACGUCAAACCCAAGAAAUCUCAGCCUCUCUUGUGGCGGUAGCUCGGGAGGCGAAGGUGCUAUGAUUGCUAUGCGUGGAGGUGCCAUCGGUAUAGGAACUGAUAUCGGUGGAUCUAUUCGUGUCCCGGCUGCAUUUAAUUCUUUAUACGGGAUCCGUCCAAGCCACGGUCGUCUCCCUUACGGUGGUAUGACGAACAGCAUGGAAGGACAAGAAACGAUACACAGCGUCGUUGGACCAAUUGCGCAUUCUGCUCAAGAUGUUAAACUUUUCCUUCAAUCUGUCCUCAUGGAGGAACCUUGGAAGUAUGAUUCGAAAGUCAUACCGCUUCCUUGGAGGGAGGCCGAGGAAAACGCCGCGCAAGCAAAAAUUGCUGAGAAGGGUUUAAAUCUCGCUUUUUAUGAUUUCGAUGGCGUUGUACGUCCACACCCUCCGAUUACUCGUGGUGUUGAAAUUGUCCGCUCUACGCUUGAGAAAAACGGACAUACUGUGGCACCCUGGACGCCCUACAAACAUGCAUUUGCCGUUGACCUAGCCAACAAAAUUUACGCUGCAGAUGGAAGCACGGACGUAUACAAACACAUCAACGCCUCAGGAGAACCCGCUAUUCCGAACAUCAAGGACCUCAUGAAUCCCAACCUACCCAAAGCAGAUUUGAACGAGGCAUGGGACGCGCAGCUACAGAAGUGGAACUAUCAGUGCGAAUACCUUGACAAGUGGCGCGAAUGGGAGGAACGGACGGGCAAGGAGCUUGACGCUAUUAUCGCCCCGGUGGCGGCGACAGCUGCAGUCCGUCACAACCAAUUCCGGUACUAUGGGUAUGCUACUGUUUUUAACGUGCUGGAUUACACCAGCGUUGCUAUUCCAGUCACCUAUGCAGAUAAGGCGGUGGAUCGCAAAUUGACGGAUUAUCAGCCGAUUAGUGAUAUGGAUAAGGCGGUUUAUGCAGAGUACGAUCCCGAGGUUUAUCACGGCGCACCCGUUGCCGUGCAGAUUAUCGGCAGACGUCUUAGUGAGGAACGGACCCUAGCUAUUGCGGAGUAUAUUGGGAAGUUGCUGGGUCACUAG
Molecule: messenger RNA, 1638 nt
Organism: Aspergillus caelatus
Lineage: Eukaryota; Fungi; Ascomycota; Eurotiomycetes; Eurotiales; Aspergillaceae
Product: amidase
Exons: 7
Coding region: 1-1638 (545 amino acids)
Source: RefSeq, a predicted model, not a curated record